AUGGCGGACGAUAUGGCGAGCCACUACCAGAUGAUGGAGGAGCUGGGGAGUGGGAGUUUUGGGGUGGUGUACAAGGCCAUUGACCUGUCCACUGGGGAGAUUGUCGCGAUCAAGCAUAUUGAUCUCGAGUCCAGCGAAGACGACAUCCAAGAAAUUCAACAGGAGAUUUCCGUCCUGGCCACCUGUGCCAGCUCCUUUGUGACACAAUACAAGGCCAGUUUUCUCAAGGGCCACAAGCUGUGGAUUGUCAUGGAGUACCUCGGAGGGGGAUCGUGUCUGGACUUGCUCAAACCAGGGGUCUUCAACGAAGCACAUGUGGCCAUCGUCUGCCAGCAGCUCCUCCAGGGGCUCGACUAUCUCCACACCGAAGGCAAGAUUCAUCGCGACGUCAAAGCCGCCAAUGUCCUACUCUCAAACAUGGGGAAAGUGAAGUUGGCGGACUUUGGAGUCGCCGCGCAGCUGGUCAACAUCAAGUCACAGCGCAAUACCUUUGUGGGGACACCGUUCUGGAUGGCGCCGGAAGUAAUCCAGCAGGCUGGAUAUGACUUCAAGGCGGAUAUUUGGUCUUUGGGGAUUACCGCGAUCGAGAUGAUCAACGGCGAGCCACCACAUGCCAGCACCCACCCGAUGAAGGUCCUCUUUCUCAUUCCGAAGCAGCCGGCUCCCAGGUUGGAGGGCAAUGAAUACAGCAAUACAUUCAAGGACUUCAUUGCGCAAUGUCUGACCAAGGAUCCGGACCGCCGGCCUAGUGCGAAAGAGCUAUUGAGACACAAAUUCAUUCGCAAUGCAGGAAAAACCGAGGCUCUGCAAGAGCUUAUCCAUCGCAAACAGGACUGGGAUGCCGGUCGAGGGGUAAACAAGGAUGUGAAGUAUUAUGCAGAGUCCUUGAACACCAUGACCAAGCCCGAAGCUGCCGAUGACGACGAUUGGGUCUUCGAUACCGUCAAAGCUCCGAGCAUGUGGGUUCCCAAGGGCACCGACUGGACGACCUUGGAUGAAGAGGACGAUGCCGAUCCGGCCGAGCUGCUGAAGGAUAUGCACAUCUCUGCACCUCUUGCCAAACCACCACCGCCACCUAAGCACCAGCCCAAUUCCACCGUCCGACGAGCACCAGAGGCCGAGAGGAGCCCUUCCGUGCGGCGGGCCAACACCAAGCGGCGAUCCAGCGGCGUCAAGCAACCCUUGGGAUUGGACUUGAGUUUCGGCAACAGUCCAUCGACUGUUCGGCAAUUCCGUCGUGUCUCGGACAAGGUCCCCAACGAUACUUCCUUCUCGUCCAAGGCCUCGCAGGGCUAUGAUGAGAAUGUCAGUCCGAAGGUUCUCGCGGCUGAAUCAAGUAGCAAAGAAGCCCAGCUUGGUCGCCGCGCAUAUAGCAAAGCUAUCGGCCAUUCUUGCCAAGAGAUCCUUUCCACGACCGGCGAUGGUGAGAAGCGGGAGGCCAUCUCCCGGCUGGCAGAGGCGUUCAGUGAACUGGAGAUGGUCGAUCCGGAGGGUCUUUAUCACAUCAUCCGGACCAUGAAUGAGAGAUUGCAAGCUGACACCCGGCUUUCGGCUCUCAUCCCUGCCGAAGCACAAUCCGACUCCCCCCAGCGGCCGCGUCUGGUCCUGGCCCAGAACAACCCGCAUUUGAAGAGCCACCGGCGCCGACAAUCGUCCCAGAUCACCGAGCCCUUGCCCCAACCGCCAUCACUGUCCAAACUUCCCGGACAGCACGUACCGGGCAUGGAGCACACGAAACAGCUGUCCGAUGUGCUCUACCAGCGCUGGUCCGAGGGCCUCCGCAAUCGGUGGCCUGGCAUGUAA
Penicillium riverlandense is the source of this 1803-nucleotide messenger RNA. RefSeq names its product STE20 family serine/threonine-protein kinase. The record is from RefSeq and is a predicted model, not a curated record. Gene Ontology annotation, biological process: protein phosphorylation. The transcript has 5 exons. NCBI's taxonomy places the organism in Eukaryota, Fungi, Ascomycota, Eurotiomycetes, Eurotiales, Aspergillaceae. Bases 1 to 1803 code for a protein of 600 amino acids. Gene Ontology annotation, molecular function: protein kinase activity; ATP binding.